GACCAAAAAAGAUUACGAGAACCUCUAUAACCCAUUAGGCCCCCAUUGUCUACCAAACAUACAUAAUUGAACGCCAAAGUAUCUCGGUAAAAUACGCCCUCGGAUCUCAUUUAUAUUAGGUAAUUACUUGCAAUGGCGGCCUGGGAUGAUGCAAGAAACAAACGGCUUGCCGCUAAAUCAAACGAUUGUGGACUUGGCAAUUGAGCCCUCCGAAUGAUCGGUUAUUGCGCAAGUUUCCACAGUGCCAGUCAGCUAUCUCUUGACAUAUGCACAACGUGUGCAGAAUUAUGACCAGUGUGGGUGCUGAUUGUUAUCAGCAAUUUAGACAGAGUCGGAGAAGAGAUACCUGACAAGUACAGGCCUAGGAACGAUUAUGCCAAUAGCCACCAUAAAUAGAAUUUUUGAGGAGAAAAGGGUUUAAAAGAAAGAAAAAAAACUGCGUGGCACGCUGCGACUCAAGCUGCACACAUAUGUACUGAUCCUGGUGAUUUGCAUACCUAGUUGGUGACACGUCUCGGGAGACGUAGGGAUGAGAAGUCUGUAACCGCGAGCAGCCGACGAUAAGCCUCUUGCAUUAGGUAUGCUGCCAGUUUUGACAUUUGGGUUUUUUUGUCGCAAGUUCUGUCAGGUUGCUUGUGUAUUUCCACACUGUAUUCCCCAAUCGAAAGAAUGCGCAUGCUAUUCAACUCUUCGAGAGUGCCAAACGAAGCUUGAGCAGGUUCAUGCCUUAGAGCUUGAGUUCUUCAAGCGAAAACCGGAGUAAAUGCAUCGGGUUGUGCGUUUUGAUUGCUGCGAAACUGCCUUUGUUGGGUCGCAAGGAUGUGUCUUCGAAAGACGUCGUAUGUAGGUAGGUAGGCCUUGUACUCUGCACGGGACCUGCCCCACCGCCAAAACUGGUUCCGCCGUGUUCGCACCGCACUUGACAAAACACGGACCGAUGGGAGGUCAUGCGAGUCCAGGCGAGACACCGCAACUUUGUUGCAACCUAUCUGUACAGAGCUGAUUGCAAAUUGUUAGUAGAAACAGUCGGUCCCAAUUUCUCGUCAAUAAUCCUCUCCCGCUCUAUCCGUACCAACCCUCUUGUGCACCUUUUAUCAAUCUUGAGUACCAUUUUGGUUCCAUAGCAUACCCAUCCGCCUAGUUUCUCACUCGAGAAUAACCAACGAAAUGUCUUCUGUCCAAACUAUCCACGCUCCUGCCCUCGCGACAGUGCCGCAGGCAAUACUCAGCCCACCACUCAACCCACCUAACACAUUCGCAAAUCUCGUAUUGGACCUGAAGGAUGGUCUUGGACCUUGCUCUGGCUUGACUUCCGAUGAUGUCGAUGUCGACUACUUGAAGUGGCUGAUGGAAGAGUACAAGGCCGAUGAGUGCGGUUGGCAAAAAUAUGCGAUGGGAGAUAAAUCCAGAGGCUACACUCGUAACCUCGUCGAUGAGGGUAAUGGGAAAAGUAACUUGCUCGUUCUUGUCUGGAGUCCUGGCAAAGGAAGCCCAAUCCACGACCACGGCAAUGCUCAUUGCCUAAUGAAGAUCCUCCGGGGCGAAUUAACUGAGACCCGAUAUGCAUUCCCGGAGCCAAAUGUCGAGCAGCCGAUGAAGGUCAUAUCUGAAAAGACAUAUAAGGAGAACGCGGUGGCGUACAUGGCAGACGAGCUUGGCGUCCACCGUGUCUGGAACAAGGGUAGCGACUUCGCCGUGUCCUUGCACCUGUACACACCACCCAACGUCGCCAAGGGCGGCUGCAACAUCUUUAGCGAGUCGACGGGCAAGAGUAGCCAUAUCAAGAAAUGUCCAAACUUUUCCGAGUAUGGUAAACGCCUUGAGUAGGUAGAGAUCUGUGUUGGAGUGAAUAACCAAAGCAUUCGGGGUCAGUGUCGCGAACCCGGACUUUCGGUUGGCGGUGUGUAUGGAAGAGGCCCUGGAGGCUGGAUGUGGGAAAUGAUCGUUAUGAAAUGUAUAUAGGUUAGAUGUAUGCUAUCUGGUGAAAGCGAGUCUUGAUACCCAGAGCGUGCAUUUCGGAAGAGUCGUCGGGCUUCAACACAGCCAUAGGUAGCGUAAAUUGAUUUUGGAUGAUGAAAUCGUCUCUGAAGAUCAAAAUGAC
Molecule: messenger RNA, 2101 nt
Organism: Pyricularia grisea
Lineage: Eukaryota; Fungi; Ascomycota; Sordariomycetes; Magnaporthales; Pyriculariaceae
Exons: 3
Coding region: 1168-1827 (219 amino acids)
Biological process (GO): L-cysteine catabolic process
Molecular function (GO): ferrous iron binding; cysteine dioxygenase activity
Source: RefSeq, a predicted model, not a curated record